AUGUCACCACAGCUGACACCAAAGCGCUCAUUUGGAAGACUUGGCAAGAAGAAUCAUUGUGAUAGAGCUGAUGGCGGCAAUCACAUUGAUUCAAAAAAGCUGUUUUGCAGCACUGGGAGUUCUAUCACCUUUUACGUUAAGCAGACUGUGCCAGAGCGAGCCAAGCUUAUCGAAGAUAUCGAGUCACACGGUGGAAAGGUGGUCGAAGAGUUUAACGAUGCACAAUUUGUACUUGCUGAUCCCAAUAAGACACAACGUUUUGUUAGUGGGUUACGACAAGUAUACUCUUACAAACUUGUGAUUGAUUCAAUCCAGACCAACCAAUUUCAACGAGCUGCAGAUUACAAGUUGCUCAUAACAGGCGAAAGGAAUGGACGUAGACCCUUUACACAACAGGAUGAUAGAUUUCUAGAGGAAUAUCUCAAGGGGAAAACGGUUGCAUUAAAAGGGAAUAAAAUAUAUCAAGAGCUGGAAAAGAUGAAUGAUAGACACACGUGGCAAUCUUGGCGUAAUCGGGCAGAACUAGUUAUCAUACCCAAUAUGGAGAUUCAGCGGAAACUCAAAAAGCAGAAUGAAGUUGAACCAUCAACGAACACAUCUACUGUCUCCGAGUGUAUUGAGAGUCCAUUUUUUACAGAUCUGGAUGAUCAGGCAACUGAGCAAGUAUUAAACAGCUUUCUGGAAAAAAUAAAGGAAAAUGAUAUUAUUAUUGACAUCUCAGACGAAGAAGACAAUAAUAUACCUGAAGUCGACAACGAGAAAAAUACUAAGAAAUCAAUUGAAGAUAGCUCUAACGUAGAGACAACUUUAAAUCGAGAGAAACCAGAAGGACGAAUAUCGAACGGGGAUACUGUUAGGACUCCGGUGAAAUUGCGUUCUAGAAUGACCCCCAUAAAAGAAACGGAGUAUGAAGAAGUAUUGGGUUCUUCUCUAUCUUCGUUAGGGAAAAGGAGUCAAGUUGAUAUGAAUGAUAUAUAUGAUUUAUCGGAAACACCACGGCGUAAGCCAUUUGCAAGUCUAAGUAGUCAAGGACCUUCAAUUGAAAAUGAUGUAAUUUCGUUGGAUUCGCCUGAGAUUACGUUGCCAGAAUCACCUAACAGUCUCGUCAAACAAAUUCAGGAACAGACUGAAGAAGAAACAGAGGUGGAAACCCCUUGUCCUGUUUCAUCAGUACGUCUUGGUAAAAGACGCCAGAUCCAAGGAGACGAAACCCCCACCAAUUCACAAUCAAAGCGUUUGAGGUUAUCAUCGUCUUCUGUGAGAUCACAAGUCCCUUCUCCGUUCAAAGCCUCCGGAUUUCCAAUCCAACCGACUAACGAAUGUGACGAGAAAGAUGAGAGAGAAUUUUUAGCAAAAGUUAAGGAGAUUUCAGAAAUUACCCAUCGUCCUUUGACGUCAGUAAUCCGGGCUUUAGGUGAGACUACUUGUAAUUUCGAAGUGGCCAAAGACUUCCUUAUCAACGGUAGAACAGCAAAUAAUUCAAGGUUCAUCUGGACAAGCGAAGAGGAUGCAAUUAUUACGUCGGGUUCGGAUAAGGAAAAGCUCAGAGAAAUUGUCAAUAAUCACGGGACUGAAGUGACAAAAGAUAGGAUGGACUUCCUUCAAACUUAUGUUACGCAUCACUAA
Molecule: messenger RNA, 1626 nt
Organism: Acaulospora colombiana
Lineage: Eukaryota; Fungi; Glomeromycota; Glomeromycetes; Diversisporales; Acaulosporaceae
Source: the annotation of a GenBank genome assembly